AGGUUAAACGCCAUCUACCGUUCGACUCACGUUUAGGGAUUUCCCGAACAUUCGUCAUUUUUCGGAAUUGAAGCUGGAACACAGAUUGGAAAAAUGGUUGAUUACAGCAAGUGGGAUCACAUUGAUGUGUCGGAUGAUGAGGAUGACACUCAUCCUAACAUCGACACGCCCAGCCUGUUCAGAUGGCGGCACCAGGCAAGAGUAGAACGAGAGGAGGAGCAGAAGAAGGAGAGGAAAGACGUGGAGAAGGGUACAGAGAAGGUUCAGAAUGCUCUUGAGGACACCAGGCAUCUGCUUGAGGAUCUUUCAACAAAAGGAGACAAGGAAGGAGCUAAAAAGGCUGGAGCCAAACUGAAACAACUUGAGGAGGAGGAGAAGAAAUGGAGAGAGAAGGAAGCUGAAAUCGAAAAGAAGGAAAAGCAAACCCCAUGGAACGUUGACACCCUAAGCAAGCCAGGCUUUGAGAAGACAAUAAUCAACUCGUAUGAGAAGACAGAGGAAGAGAUGACAGAGGAGGAGAAGGAAGAUAAAAUGGACAAAUUUGUUAAGAAGAACGAGAAGCUGAUCAAACAGUUUGGCAUGUACAAGAAAUAUCCCGAUGCUCAGCAAUUCCUGGUUGACCAUCCCAACCUGGUCUGUGAAGAGACGGCAAACUACCUUGCUAUCUGGUGCAUCAACUUAGAAGUAGAAGAGAAACACGGCUUGAUGGAGCAGGUAGCCCACCAGACCAUUAUCAUGCAAUAUCUGCUGGAGUUGGCCAAGAGUCUUGAUCGCGAUCCAAGAUCAUGCGUCAGGCCUUUCUUUACAAAAAUGGAGAAGGCUGAGAAGCAGUACCAGGAUGCCUUUGAUGAUGAGCUGAAUUCCUUCAAGGAGAGGGUGAGAGGGAGAGCAAAGGUCAGGAUAGACAAGGCUUACAGAGAAGCAGAAGAGGAAAUGGAGGCGGAGAGGCUAGCGAGAAUAGGACCAGGAGGGUUGGAUCCAGCAGACGUGUUUGAGACAUUGCCAAAAGAGCUGCAGGAUUGCUUCGAGUCCAAGAGCGUCGGCCAGCUCCAAGCAUGCAUUGCCAACAUGAAACCCGAGGAUGCCACCUACCACAUGAAGCGGUGCGUCGACUCGGGUCUCUGGGUGCCCGGGGGCGGGGAGGACAAAGAGGGAGACGAGGAUGGGGCGUCGGCAGGGGCGGCGGCAGAGGAGGAAGAGGAGGAGGUUUAUGAGGAGAUCGACAAGCAAACAUCAACAAAUCUUGAUGACGUGGAUUAAUUGAUUAAAGUAAAGCAGCUGUUGGGGAAUUAUGAACUCUCAAACUGAAAGACAAGCAAUGGAGAGUGAACAGAGAAAUGUAGGACUGACUGUUAAACCCUGUUGGUUACCCGGUACUGUAUCAACCGUUGUCAUUGCCUGUAUUUGAGAUACUGAAAGCAGAAGAUGUGUAGAAACCAUCCUCCUGUUCAUGUGGUUCUAAGACCUUGUAUUAUGAACAGCUUCAAUUGAUUCAAAU
This is a messenger RNA of Strongylocentrotus purpuratus (purple sea urchin), 1498 nucleotides long. It is a transcript of the gene cdc37, whose product is annotated as hsp90 co-chaperone Cdc37. Gene Ontology annotation, biological process: protein stabilization; protein folding. Lineage: Eukaryota; Metazoa; Echinodermata; Echinoidea; Camarodonta; Strongylocentrotidae. The coding region runs from base 94 to 1260 and encodes 388 amino acids. Gene Ontology annotation, cellular component: cytoplasm. The record is from RefSeq and is a predicted model, not a curated record. The transcript is spliced from 10 exons. Gene Ontology annotation, molecular function: protein-folding chaperone binding; protein kinase binding; heat shock protein binding.